GCUCUGGGUUUCCCUGCAAUGUCGCAACACCUUAAAGUUGUGGAGUUUUCUUCUUGAUACAUUUUCAAGUUGUAAAAAGUUGAAGGUUCUGUACAACCGAAAGGCUUUUUUUCUGAAGACUUUACACUUACAGGGGUGAUUAUAAAAAGCGACAUUCUUUGGCGCGAUUUUUUUCGUCUACUUUUGCAAUGAGCGUCGAUGGUUGGUUGAUGGUCUCCGGGCAGCGCGCAUAUCGGAGCUGUGACCCGGUGUAUAAAAACAGACGCGCGGGCCGCACUUCCCCAGUUACUAGAACGGAGUACACCUACAGCACCUCGAGAGUUGAAGCCGUCUUGCCGGUGGGGAGCACGCACCGCACGCACCUAACGCACCGCAUCACCGCGGUGUUCAAGUUGUUGCUACUAUAGGCAGAGAAUGUACAUGUACAGUACAUGUACAUGCAUAUGUAGAACUACGUGUAUAUUAUAAGCCAUAGAGACAGGACACAGCCUCGGACUAAAGCGAAUCAAACUCCUUCAACUUGCCCUUGGACCGAGACGACGGAAAACACUUGCGGCGAAAGUACAAUUCACUUCGAUUGUUUUUGCGAGUCAGGAUAUCGAGUCACUAGUCACCGUAGUGAGAACUGUUUCACAGAUUCUGAACUGUUUCAUUGCUCAUUUUGGGUCGGUUCUUUGGACAUAACCGUUUCAUCCGGAGACGAGGACUGAUUGUUGGACGUAAGAGAGAUGGAGACCAGCAGCAGCAGAUCAGGCAGUCGAACGAGGCACACUGAAAAAGAGUGCAGAGUUGAAGUGGACAAGGAUUCAACCUUUGCCAAGGAUGUCCUCAAGCACCUUGCUGACCCCUUGCCGUACAGGCAUCUGGACUGGGAAAGGAGGUGGAAGCUCCACGCAGUCACACAGGUCAAUGAUGACAGUGCUCAGCGGAGGUUCAAAGACAAGAAACUCCAACUUGAACGGGAGCGAUCAAAUAAGCAAUCUGAGUGUUUCGCAUUCGGACUUACGGAGUGGCAGUACGAGGCCAACCGUAUCUGCGAUGGAGACAUCAGAUACCAGAAGUUGGAUUGUCCACUUGGUAGAGUGGGCCAAGGAAUCAACGCUUGCCUUUAUCCAGCUGUUCUUCUUCAGUGGGCAGAAGAGAAGAACUUCAAGCAGCCGUGUAUCAUCGUCUACAAGGUCGCGAAAGGUCAUGGCAGGGUAGUCCCUGCAAGAUCUUCACGGGAAAUUCCAUUUUCGGAACCAUCGAGAGAAGUGGAUCAUUUCAUUUCUGCCGGCAUGCCAGACUCUCGUGAACCAACCAGCAAGCAGCUGAGUAAAUCACAGAUCUACCUGUUUGAGUUUGACGAGCAGUCACGUUUACGUAAGCCGCCAAGACACUGCCUGCCGUAUGCAGUUGUUUCUCUGACACUCAGAGAACUGACAACCAGUCCAUCGCCAAACGCCGGCACCGUGCCACCUGUCAGAUCAACAGGGACAUCGAGACAGGACACGGGUCGGGAGAAGAGCAAACACCGACGGAGAAGAUCAGACAAACGGGAGAGACACUCCACCUCACUGGGUGCCAGUUCCAAAACUGCCGUGCAGCCAAGACCCCCACCAACCUCAUCAGUCGGUGAAACUCGUAAACAGUCUUCCUCCAUUGAGAGGUUCAACUCGUCCUCAAAAAACUGCAUCGCUGAAACUUCCGAUGGAAUCGAUGACAGCAGCUCAGUAGCAGCAUCAACGACCGGAACGAGUCAUUUGGAGUUAGAACAACCAGGCACUUCAAGAAAUGAGUCUGCAAGAUGCCUCCCGAUUGGGAGAGAAUCCACUCUAGAGCAGUUGAGAGAAGAAACACGCCAGAGGGAAGAGAAGCUGCGAUCGUUGCAAAUUGAAAGGACGAACAACGCGAUGCUAGGUUUCGGGAUAACAUCAGAGCCUCACCAAUCACUACCCAAUGCUUCUCAGGCAUCCCCGCCUAAAAGUACAAGCUUUGCAAAAGACACCAGAGUGGUUUUACGAGCAGAGCAAUAUAACAAACCAAUCCGAAAGCGGGCUGUUAAAGAUGGAGAAGGUUCAUUUAAUUUGGAGCCUACUAAAAUCCGUCGCUUUAACAAAGACAGUGACUUCAUCCCAGACGGUACUAACAGCUCCUUGAAUGAUUCAACCUGCGAUCUGGCAUUCACUGGCAAUUCUUACAAAGUCGGGAAGGCAUCACCCGCAGAAUUAGUCGCAGACCCUGACUCCGAGGCCAUAGAGAACAUUGUGCCCGGUGCGGAUAAAAUGGAGAUGCAUGAUAUAGACGGUGAUGAGUGUUCAUGGCCUGAGCCAUAUCAACAACAGCCUUAUCUAGCACAGAAUUUAAACGAAGCAUCAAACCAAAGGAACGUUCUUGUCACCCCUCUAAACCUGAACGAGGCACAUUUCAAUAUAUCUGGUGAACCUGUUACCUACUCAAAUAUUAACCAUUCACCUGACCAAACGAGUGUUGUACCUGCUACCUGGUCAAACGUAACAGAGACAGGUGAGAUGAAUGCUCAGCCUGUAACCUGGUCAAACUUUGAAGAUCUCAGUCACGUCCAGCUAUCCCAAGUAAAUACGCCGUCAAUCGGGACGUACAACGUCUCUUCCUGUGGUGAUGACACUGGCGUGGAAACUAACACCUCAGCUUUCCCACCUACUUAUAAUUAUGCCAAUGACUUUAGGCAGAAGCUGGAGCAGAGGAUGACUCCUGAAGCAGUGGAAUUGGUUAUGAACGAUCCGAAUUUCGUGCAAGAUGUAACCGCUUUUCGUAAUGAUCAUUACAGCCCAGCAGCCCCACUUGUCAACAUGGACGCUCCUGUUUCGCCGCCUGACGAAGAUCAGAGGGACAUAAACGAGGACCUCAUUGGUACAGAGGUCGCACGCUAUUUGUCACUCGUUCGCCAGCAGUCAGCUCCGUCUUCAGAUGGAAAACCUGGAAAUGAAAAUUUCCAAUCAGGUGUAUCUCCCGAUGACAAUCAAGGGCUGGAGCUUACCAGCCAACCUCAUCCAGUCGAUCCAAGGCCUGCAUUGUCUGCAUUAGGGAGGAAGAUAGAGGUGAACCUCAAGCGUGUUUCGUGGAGCGUUGACAAGUUUACGGUAUCAGAAAGUAGACACUUAUUUUCAUUUUCCUUCUCAAAGGAAGGCCGUAAGACAAGACGCGACAGCGUUAAGGAUCCGAAACGCAAAGAUACGUCCACACCAUAGCUAUAUUAAAUGAUGAUGGAUGUGCCCGGCAUCACCGAGUCAACGCUCUAGUAAUUUAAUAUGGCCCCAUAUGGUUCCCACCGAUAUCCCAAAUGAACAAUAAUCUUGAUAACUCCGCAGUAUACCUAAUUAAGACAUAUUUUUCUUUUCAUUUUUCACCACGAAAGGCACAGAAACUAGCCCCCAAAAUGUA
Molecule: messenger RNA, 3402 nt
Organism: Patiria miniata (bat star)
Lineage: Eukaryota; Metazoa; Echinodermata; Asteroidea; Valvatida; Asterinidae
Exons: 5
Coding region: 729-3209 (826 amino acids)
Biological process (GO): homologous chromosome pairing at meiosis; regulation of double-strand break repair via homologous recombination; synaptonemal complex assembly
Cellular component (GO): nucleus
Source: RefSeq, a predicted model, not a curated record